CGCAUCGCAUUCUCCAGCACUCACCUCAUCGCCGCUCUCUCUCUCUCUCCGUCGCACUCGUCACCUCACAUCGGGCACCUACACCUAUCCGUCCUACGCGCGCCCUUUCGCAUCGUUCGCCGGUCACACGUGAGACCGGAAAGAGUGACUCCUGGCAGACAACCCGCGGCGAACGUACGUGAGAGGGACGGAGACUCUCGUGAGAAAGGCGACGGGCCAGCAGCGGCUCGUCGUGUGUUCUGCUGACGGCGUCUUCGGGACACUCACGGCGCGAGGAGGACCACCCGCGGUGCACGCAUGGGUCCGCCGCGGCAGGACGGCGCGAUGUCCGUACGCGCCAAGAGUGAGAACGGAAGGCAGAAGAAGACGGACGAUGGUGCGCGAAAUUGGUGGUGGACCACCGCGGGCAGGAAGAGCGGUGAGGAACAGCCGCUCCAGGAAUCGUCGGCGAAUGAACGCGGCUGCAAAUCGGCCACGGCGGCGUGGAUGUCUUUGCUGUCGCUCUGCGAUCGGAUGUGCGGCACCGCCGCGUGGCUCAUCCCGGUCACAUGCCUUCGCGCGGAGGGCCGGGGAGAAGUGACAGACAUCAGCGCAAGUCCUGGGAGGCAAGCACCUGCCAACCAGUUGCGCCCCAAGGAACCACCCCCCAUGGUCAUUCAAGGAGACUUCAGGAAGGUGAGCGGGAUCAGUACAGAGAUCUUCAAGCAGAUCGAGACUGUCGAAAACGAUCAUGACGCUUCGACAGCGGCGGCCCUCGAAGCUGUCGAGCGGAGAGGCGAGAUGGUCGUGCGUGUCAUCGAGCCUCGGCAAAUGGGUAGACAGGCUUCCGAGGCGGCGAAAAAAUUUAUCGCUAUGCAGGAUCCCAAGCACCCCAUUCACUUCAUCGAGAUAAUCAAACGACCGGGACAGACCCUCGGCCUCUACAUACGCGAGGGCAACGGCGUCAACAGGAACGACGGGGUCUUUAUCUCCAGGAUAGCCCUGGAGACCGCCGUCUACAACAGCGGCUGCUUGAAGGUGGGCGACGAGAUCCUCGCGGUGAAUCUGGUCGACGUGACACAUAUGAGCCUGGACGAUGUCGUGAUCAUCAUGUCGAUACCGCGACGGCUCGUCCUGGCUACGCGACACGGACCGCAUCAGCCGAUCUCGCACAGCCACCAGACCGAGCACAAGGCGCCGCCCGUGGUGGUCAUCAAGCGGGAGCUGAACGAGGACGAGAACGACCACGCGACGAGUAACCACGUCAGAGAUGGCAGCAGCCGUAGACGGGGCGACGGGCGCGAGAUGUUGCCGUCGCGAUCGCGACUCGGUCUCACGGGUUUGGGAUCGAACCAGGAUCUCGGAUCGAGCAAUGGCGAUCUGUACUACAAUUCACGGCCAGAGGGUCACUGGUCAUAUCAACCGCCACCGCCGCCGGUUAUCACGCACCAGCCGAAACCAUCGUCGACUCAACACUUUCAGCCGUACGAGCGCGGUUACCCGAAGACAUUGGAGAGCUUAGCUGAGAAAGAUUUCACAAAGGUACACCCUUUCUACACGGGGCCCAUGAUGCCUUCGUCGAACGGCGGCCGGCGUAUGUCGACGGGCGCCGGGAUGCAAUCAGUCGGCGGCAGAUUGUCGGGACAGACCGCGCAGUCGACCCAUUACGGCGGCUACGGCCAGCACACCGGAAGCGGAAGGAUCAUGCCGAGAAGUGGUUCCGACCAGCACCUACCACGAGUCGAUUACACGAGUAUCACGACGCCGACGCGACAUACCCUUCUUAGAUCCAGCUUGAAAUCAGGUACAUCAGCAUUGCGUUAUAACACGAGGUACGGACAGACUGAUAUAUCGUCCGCCGUGCAGAGACAAGGACAAUUCGGCACGUUGACGAGACGACACCGGCCGUCAUUGGACUACGCCUCAGACACCGAGGCUACGUGCUCCAGCUCGCCAAAAUCAGCGUAUUACUAUUAUAGGCACAACAUGAACAAUCCACCUCAAAGUAGCGUCGUAUCGCACUUAGCUACCCUUUCGAGGUCACAAAUCGGUCAGAGUUCCUCAGGUUUAAGGUCAAACUCACUACCACGAAGCGGUCGGACGUUGCCCCAGCAGCCUGGUCUCAGGUCGGGUCUUAGCACGGUCGCGUCCGGCCUGAUCGAUCAAGAGGACAGCGACGGCGCUCUAUCGGCGCCGGAAUUACCUUCCAUCAGGCGUGACAGAGGCAGAAUACCGUCCUCGCCGAGCGUAUUUACAUCGGACGAGUACCGCGCCUGGCUGAGCCGCACACCAAGUACCAGCGCUCUGUACGAGCAGAUCAGGGCGACCACAAGUAGACCACCCCGUUACACCUACAGUGCCGAGAAUAUUCACGCGGCUGUUAAUCAGGGUGACUACGGCAGUUACGGCGGGUACAGACCGCUCUCGAGCACGCUCGAUCGUCUGUCAACGAGAUCGGCGUCGGUCCAGCAGGUGAACCUCGCGAAUCUCAGAGCGUCGACGGCGAUCAGCUCGACGUGUCAUCGCGGUACAACGAAUCCAAGGCCCGCGUCAGUGGCGUCUAGCGCGCGCUCGUCGCUAGCGGGUCAGAAACCUUCGUUGGCGAGCUCCGUGAGCCAACGUGCAAUGUCGGUCAGAAGAAUUAGAAACCUGCUGGAUCUGGAGUCCACGAGAAGCAUACCUACCCCAACGCCUACCAGAACUCAGGGUCAAAUACUGCUAGAUAUUAAUCCUGCAGAGUUCCUCAAGUAUAAAAUAGAAAAGCCGCCGACCGUGGGCACUCCGAGCUCGACAAGUUCGCUUUUGAGCUCGCUUGGGGAGACAACCAGUGGCGAUUUUGCGAGUGGAGUCAGUGGAUUAUUGUCGGUCCAUCUUUUAGCGGGACGUGGUCUUCGAUCGACUACGACCUCAUCGGCCGCCACUACACCUUCCACACCCUCGGGUCAACCAAACUUAGCUAGCUGCGGCUUGAGAGACUUGUACUGCGUGCUGGAGUGUGACAGGGUGCACAAAGCGCGCACCGUAGUGCGCACCGGCGACCUGAUGUUCGACUGGGACGAAACCUUCGAGCUGGACCUCGUGGGCAAUCGGCAGCUGGAUCUGCUCGUUUACUCUUGGGACCCACAGUACAGGCAUAAACUCUGUUACAAGGGAUCGGUGCACUUGGCGAGUCUGCUGAAAGAAUCGCCGGUGCACCAGCUGGCCGUCAAAGUCGAGCCACGUGGUACAAUCUACUUGAAAUUGCGAUACACCGAUGCCCAACAAACCUUCCGCCGAAGAGGUCUGCCGGUCAUAUCUUUAGCUACAAGAGUGGCACCUCUUUUCGGAGUUGAUUUAGACACAGUGGUAAGCCGAGAGACCAAAACUGGCGGAGUUCCGGGCGGAGUUUCCACGGCUUUGGCGAUGGGAAUGCCGAACGUACCGAUCAUCGUGUGGCGUUGCGUCGAAGAGGUGGAGAGAAGAGGACUCGAUAUUAUCGGUUUGUAUAGACUCUGCGGUUCAGCGACUAAGAAGAGGAUACUUAGGGAAGCUUUCGAGAGAAAUGCACGAUCCGUAAAUCUAUCGCCCGACAACGUGCCGGAUAUCAAUGUCAUCACUGGCGUUCUAAAGGAUUAUUUACGAGAACUUCCGGAACCUCUCUUCACGAAGUGCCUCUACCAAAUGAUGGUCGACGCACUGGCCGUCUGUUUGCCGGACGACCCGCAGGGCAACGCUAAGCUUAUGUUCAGUAUAUUAGAUUGUCUGCCUAAAGUUAAUAGGUGCACGUUGAUUUAUUUGCUGGAUCACCUGGCGAUGGUCGUCUCGCAGUGCAAUAAAAUGUCACCGACGAGCCUCGCUGUUUGCUUCGGUCCAGUAUUAAUGUUACACUCGGAGGAAAGCGGACCCCCGCUGGAUUUCCAGCAACCAAUCGCCGUGCUUAAAUAUUUGCUGGAGAUUUGGCCAGUCAAGUCAGUUCGGAAGACUUCUUCAGUCGGUUCAACACUUCCUCGAGUUACGCCAGCAGUCGAGCGCAGCAACAGUCAACAGCAUCUGCAGCAAGCGCAACAGCAGGUGCAUCAACAGCAGCAACUACAGGGAACAUUGGGACGCACAGGGCUGCCCUGGCAGCAGCCACCCUCACUUCAUCAUCAACCCCAAACUACAGUAGCCGCAGUCCACGGGCCCUCCAUUCGUCCUCCACCACCGGUCAAGCCUCGACAGGUGAUAGUCUCGUCUCCCGGUUCACCUAGCAGCGAGGAGUCAGAGGCCUCGCCGGAGCCGAUUAACAAGGGCCUUCUGACCGGCCUGGGAUUUGAGAAGAACGACGAGACGGCGGCGACGACGACGACGACAACAACAACGACGACGACUACGGCCGGCAACGGCAUCGUUGGCCACGCCGUCGAACAGAUUACGCCGACGAGCAGCGUCGAUACCGAGGAGGGCAACCUCCAGCAUCCCGAGGAGGGCGAGAAGGGCGUCGAGGGUGAUGUCGAGGCGAGCGACGACGAUCGACACCAGCGCAUACCAAAAACGCACUAGACUCUCUUAUCCGCCGCCUGUCAUCCCGCAUACAACGUGCGCAGUGAAUAACGGAGAGGCUACACAAUCAACAGGAACAAACAUCGGAGAUCGAGAACUGCUGCGUGACUUUGUCGAAGAAUACAACCGAAUAAUAAGAUUUGCCGGAAGAGAUAAACCGGUCGGCUCAGGAAAUAAAAUCCGAAAUUGCGGAAAGCCGCUUACAGUUAAUCGUUAACUUCAUCGGACUUAGUUUCUAAAUAAGCAGGAUAAGAAACACAUGUCAAAGCAAUUCUAUGCGAGGGAAGGAAAAUCUUUUAGGUUUUCAUCGCACGGUGCUAAUACACGAAUGUCCUAUCGUAGAAAUCUUUAUUGCGCACCCGGAUCGUAAACCACCGCGAUUGAUUUUAGUCAAUUGUGUCGGGCGUGUUAGCUUGCGAGGAUUUGCUAAAGCUCAGCAAGAAGAAGCAAGCGUAUAAAAAAAUGAUCCAGCUGCUGCGUAACGAAAUUAAAAUUAGCAUACAAUUUUUUUUUCUAUAAAAAUCGCAUCUUGGUUUAUCGGUUUCCAAUCAAAAUUAAUUUUGUGAAAAAUAAAAAACAUGGCAUGAGAUAAAACGUCACAUCAGCACAGAUCAAGAGUCGAUAUGCCGUAAAACAACAGCAACCAGAAUCGAAAAUGAUAAAAAAAAGUGCAACUAUGAAGAGUCAUUGCUGGCGAAAAAAAAUUCGAGCAACCGAAACGCGUUUAGUCCUCCGCACAUUACAGAAUUUUCUCCGAGCACUCCAGUCACGACCUUUUGAGAAUUAUGGUCUCUCAAAGCGAAUAGCAGAUAGAUCGCGGAUGAAUCCAUCGCGCACACUUUACCCUCGAUACUCUUUUCCGGAAGUUACAUAAAAAAGAUGAGGAAAAAAAAAAGAGGAAAGGACGAGAUUGUCGUUGGCAUCACUAUCAUCACGUCAUCAACACGACUCACACAUGAUACGCAACACAGAGAACUUAAGCGAGCAAGCCGAUUAAGGCGAGGAGGAGCGCACGUGGCAUGCAUAAAGAAUAAUCAGUUUAUAUGCGAUAUAUAUAUAUAUAUAUAUAUAUAUAUAUAUACAUAAUUAUAUAUACAUACGUAGACUAGUCACGAUAUUACGUGUGCUUUUGAUAAAAAACUAUUACUUGUAGCGUUAGCUAGCUCUCAUAUACACAAACAAAGGGAUAUACAUGAACAAACAAACCGACAAACAAACAAACUACAACUAACUAGACGAUAUACAUAAUAUACAUAAAGAUGUUAUACAUAUGUCAGAAGGGAAGGGCGAAGAGGAAAAGCGCGAGGACACAGCGGCGUUUCUACAUCAUCGACAAUAGAACGCGUAACAGAAUCGUUUGUGAACAUGCUUGCGUUACAAGGAUGUAGAUACAGCAAUCGAUUGGCUAUUGUAUCAAUACCGCCGACGGAUCGAUUGUCCAAGAUCGGAUCGUGAUUGGUUUGGUGGACGGAAAAGGGGGUGGCGAGAGAUGGAAGCUGACCGAAAACGAUAAUAAUUACGAGUUUAAACAAAGAAAUGCUAUGAUUAAUUAUACUUUUAAAAAGAGAACGUAAAAAAAAAAACGAGUAAAAUAGCCAGUAUUAUUAUACGUCUAAAUCUGUAAAACGGCGAUCGCGAGAGUGUGAGUGAAUGUGAGGGUGAGAAAGAGAGGGAGAGAAAGCGAAACCUGCGAAUAGUUUAAACGUAAAAUAACGAACGAUCGAGAAGGAGUAAAGACACAAAGGGAAGAUAAACUAUCGUAGACACAAGCGUCGCCUUUGUUGUGAACAAUCGAGCGACGACGAAAUACGCACUCACGAUUCCCGAACGAAGCCACGAGGGAAGCGAAUCGCCAGACUUAUCGUCGCCAUUGAAUUAUCACCGUCGAUUCGAUCUCGCUCGUGGUUUGGUUCGCAAAGGAGAAAAAUAAAAAAGUAAAAAAGCACUGUAAUCUCUGUAUAAACACACACAUCACACACACACACACACACAUACACACACGCACGUAUAAAUAGAUACAUACAUCCGUAACUCUUUUUUCCGCACAGUUAGUGUUACCGCGCGUGUUAUUUAAGAGUUUAGGGCAAAGAGCAGAUUGGGAGGGAGAAAUGAUGUUUUAAUUCAAGUAGUCACGAAACCGAGACUAAUUGUAUAGCUGAAUGUAAUGUGUAUAUAACAUACAUACAUAUACAUAUAUAUAUAUAUACAAUAUAUAUAUAUAUAUAUAUAUAUAUAUAUAUACGAGUCGCCAUAACGCAAUCCUAGCUGUAUCCAGCCCCAAACCGUGUGUGACUUGUCGUUCGAUGUGCGCGCGCGAGCGAAUGCCGGGUACCGAAAGUGUCCUUUUUCGUUUUCCCGUGGGAAAUUUAAAGGAAAUUUAAACUUUCCAAGAUAAUCAAGAAAGUAAAGUCCCUGAAUUUUUUAUAGAAAUAAAAUCUGCAAACAAGUCAAUCUCGAAACUUCAUAUUCCUUUUUCAUCUUUCAGUCGAAAUAAUCAUCAGGAUUAAAAUUGUUUGCAAACGAGAUUUCAUAAAAUAUUUGUUCAAGAUGAAUUGAAACAUUUUGAACACAAGUUUUUAAUUUAUCUUUUUAAAUGAAUCCGACUCGUCGUGCAGUUCCUAUAUUUCACUUGCUCGUAGAGGAAUUGAAUAGCUACUUCAGGUAUGAGUUACGUAUUAUUUCAUAAAUGGUCAAGCGACGAUGUUCGUAUUAUUAAGUAAUCUAUAAUGGCAUUGUGUUUGCGCUUUAAAAUUCGUAUACUAUAACGCGUAGGCUUAUUAUGACCGAUAUGGUCUUGUCUCUUCGAUCAUUGCAACAUAUGAAGGAGAGAUAGACACACAUCAGACACACACACACACACACACGAAGACGAUAUCCGGUGUUCCUCGCCCGUCCUGAUUCUAGUAAUAAAUCGAUUAUGCGUCAGAAAGAAUGUAUGCAAGAGAGUGCGAGAGAGAGCAUGAUUAACAUUAACUAUUAUACAUGGAAGCACACUGCCGCAAUUUUAUAUAAUUGACUGUUGUUAUACCUAUACCUACGUGCAUAUAUAUUAUAUACAUAUAUAUAUACAUUAUAUAAUAUAUAAUAAUCGAGACUUAACAAACCGCGUGAUACGUGUCGAUCGCAAGGAGUCCAGGAUAUGGAACCAGCGAGUUAGUUUGAAUUAGUUUCUUCCGCUAACGCGGGUCUCUUUCGUCCGAAAUCGCUUAUUAAAUAUCCUUCGACGCCGGCAAGGAUCACGUUUCAAAUCCCUAAUUAAACCUUACAAAUCGGGAAAUUUCCGAGACACAACACGCUUUUACGGAUUACAAAUAUUUAAUGAGUGUCUUUAUAUUCGAGAUAUCUAAAUAUCCGCAAUCUUAGAUAUUUGCCUAUCUAAGAAAUCGGCGUCAAUAUAAAAUAAUAUUUACUCCAAAAAUAAUUACUUGCGAGUAUAGAAAACGUUAAUAUUACGUAAUCUUGUGAGUUGCGUAAUUUUUCGUUAAUUUCUCCUUAUCAGUGAGGGAAAACGUGGCCGCUGGCCGAAGGAUCGGCAUGACGGUGGAAGCUCGUUAAAGAAUACUACUAUUAUUACUAUUACCCUUCGGGAUUUCGCGUCCCACAUCUGCAAUAAACGCGAUAAUCUUUUCGAAAGUACCCCUCUGUUCGCGCGCCAUAAACUGAAUGCAACGCGAAGUCCUUCGAGAGUUUUCGUAUCGCUCGCGAAGGAUAACCCUUUGGUCGAAUUGAGCUAAUUGUAAGCAGGGACGCGGCCAACAGACACAAUAAUUCGUGCUCUCGAUUUUUUCACACAAUCGAUCCCUCACACCUUUCUUCAUAUAUUUUUUUUCCUUUCUAUCUACUCCCUCGCGAUAUCCCCAAAAGAUAGCGGAAACAUAAAAUAUUCCGAUCACGCACAUUAUUGAUCAGCUGUAUUGUACCAUCGAGUCUAGUCUCUCGUUGCAAAUUCACGACGCUUCGCGAAGUCGAUGGAUUUGAGAAAGAGAGGCGAGUACAUCGAAAAGAAUCGGACAGACUAGAUAAACGAGAAAGAGAAUCGGAAAGAGACACACGCAUGACGAAAAAAUUCGCGAGGACAGAAAAGAGUUAGUCAAGAUCGCUCGAGAGCCACGUUACAAUAUUUGCAGGAAUGCUUACUGAAAUAGCAAGGGGACGAUAGACGUGUCGAAAGUCAGCGAGGAAGAACGGACCGAGCAAGGGGCAAUAUACAAAUCUAAUUUUUUAACGUACUCGCAUUACCUGAUUCUCUCGUGAAAUCGCAUUUCAUUCGUCGACUAAUUAUUAUUAUUACUUGUGGAGGAAUUCGCAUUAAGUGGAUUCAUGGACUUGUAUUCUCGAUUUUAGGAUUCGUCUCUAAUGAACGGUCUUUGCGAGCACAUUUAUAUGUAAGAAAUAGCUCGGUAUAUUAGAUUUUUUUAUUUGCGAUAUGAGCAAAUAAUUGAUAAUUAAAAAAAACACAUUUUUAGCCAUAACUGAGAAUCUUAGAAAAUUCUAUGGCUCAUAUUUUUGACAAAAUUUGAUAUUUCUCAAUGA
Linepithema humile (Argentine ant) is the source of this 9033-nucleotide messenger RNA. The record is from RefSeq and is a predicted model, not a curated record. Lineage: Eukaryota; Metazoa; Arthropoda; Insecta; Hymenoptera; Formicidae.